Molecule: messenger RNA, 2377 nt
Organism: Cyclopterus lumpus (lumpfish)
Lineage: Eukaryota; Metazoa; Chordata; Actinopteri; Perciformes; Cyclopteridae
Gene: stac
Product: SH3 and cysteine rich domain
Exons: 11
Coding region: 342-1640 (432 amino acids)
Biological process (GO): positive regulation of protein localization to plasma membrane; skeletal muscle contraction; positive regulation of voltage-gated calcium channel activity
Cellular component (GO): extrinsic component of cytoplasmic side of plasma membrane
Molecular function (GO): transmembrane transporter binding
Source: RefSeq, a predicted model, not a curated record
UUGGAGAUGUCUUGGCAGCAUUACGCACGACGACACGAUAAACGCGACAGCCUCGUUUAGAAGGACGGGGGCACUUUCAGGCGGAACUGGACUGGCUUUUUAACUUUUUGAUUUGGAAAGCGCUAUUUCAGCCUCCACAAAACGUAUUUUUCUCAUCUUCUCUUUUACGUCGGAUGAAACACGGAUCUUUCCCUUCGCGACAGCAGCAGUGGGGCUGAAUGACUUCCCCUCUUAUCCUCAGGUCACGGUGACUACAGAGGAAUGGAAAAGAUGUAAAGAGCUUUAGGAGGAAGCAAACUCUAAUGAGCAACAGUUUUUUUUAAAGAUCCCAAAAAGAGAGGAUGAUCCCACCGGCCAACAUGAUUCAGGACGAGAGUGGGGGCAAAGAGGACGAACGAGACCAGAAUGAGACUCCCAAAUCCCCGUCAGCGAACGCCAGCCAGCAGGAAACCAAGCUGCAGAGACUCAAGCGCUCCUUGUCCUUCAAGACCAAGACAAUCCGCAGCAAGAGCGCGGACAACUUCUUCCGAACGAGCAGCGACAACAAGACGGAGCUGCUCUCAGAUGUGAGCAGCAGCACGGGCCAUCUCUGCAACAUCGGGAUGGCCCCGCCGCACACCACCCACCUCCCCAUCCCUCCGGUCCCUCCAGCCAUUCCCUCCGCACCUCCACCCACAUCGCGCUCCCAGUCACGUAACCCGCUGCAGGUAGACUCGGCAGGACACUGCUUCAUGGAGCACAUCUUCAAGAAGCCCACGUUCUGUGACGUCUGCAACCACAUGAUCGUAGGUACGCAUGUGGUGUUCCUGGCGGGAAACACGGCAAAGCAUGGCCUCCGUUGCAAAGCCUGCAAGAUGAGCCUACAUCACAAAUGUGAGAAUGGAGUGGGACAGCAGCGCUGCAUGGGCAAACUGCCGAAAGGCUUUCGACGGUACUACAGCUCUCCAUUACUGAUCCAGGAACAGUAUGGCUGCAUCAAAGAAGUCAUGCCCAUCGCCUGUGGGAACAAGGUGGACCCUGUGUAUGAGGCCUUGAGGUUUGGGACGUCGCUUGCACAAAAGGCCAAGAGGGCCAGCGGCUCUGAGUCUCCACACAGAAACUCGACCAGUGACUUGGAUCAAGUUCCAGAGGAAGUGGUGGCUCACAGCAGCAGGCAGGAGCUGACGAGAAAACACAGCGAUGAUGUUUUCAGAGUUAUUGAGAACGGGACAGACCAUUACCUCCAGCCAGAGAGAAAACCUGACAAAAUGCUGGUGGAGCAGAUCCAACUACAGAAGGAUGUCCUUAAACUCAACACCUAUGUGGCCUUGUUCAGCUUCUCUCCCCAAGACAGCCAUGACCUGGACAUGAGAGCUGGAGACAGAAUUUUGUUGGCUGAUGACUCCAAUGAUGACUGGUGGAAGGGGGUAAUUGAGGACAGGAUCGGUUUCUUCCCAGCAGCCUUUGCUCAUCAGCUGCGGGUUGAGGACCAAGUGUUCAGGUGUAACAGGACAUUCAUUGGCUGUAAAGAACAAGGCCAGAUCACCCUGAAGGAGGGACAGAUCUGUGUGAGCAGUGAGGGCGAACGCGGCGGCUUCAUCCGAGUGGCGAGUGGAAAGAAGAGAGGCUUCGUGCCCUGCGACGUUCUGGAAAUCAUCUGAGACAAAGAGACAAAUCAAGAGCGAGAGAGAAAGAGAGAGAGAGAUAGACGAUUAGUCAUCUGGAGGUGAGAGGAGGAGGGAACUGAACCUGCAAAAUGGCUAAAAGAAACCAGUGCGGUCAUUCGCCUCAUCAGGAAUUUGGAGUUGGACGUAAAAAUUAUGAUGGUUUUGUGAAUGAGAACUCCACUUGGUUAGUGUCAGUACCUUCUUCCCUCUCUCGCAACACAGACACAGACACAGACUGAGAUUUCACUGGAUUUGAUUUCAUUUAUAGAGCCAAUAUGUGUGUUUCUUUCCCCCUUAGUUUUAUUCCAGCUGUUUAGAUUUUUAAAGGGGAACUGCCCAUCUGGUUGUUUAAGCCAAAGAAAAGGAAACAAGCACUUACUACAAUGAUUAUGUUUCAAGGUUUCAGCGCAUACAAUGGCAUUCCUCUUAAAUAUAGUUUAGUUUCUCAUGCUUUUACAAGAAAAAGCUUAUCAGAUAUCAGAUAUCAGAUUAUUGUGGAUGACAAAAUCCUUUGAUGUCAGAUGAUGAAAACAUUAAAUCAGAAUAAACAACAUACACAAGACAAUAGGAACAUUUACUUUCUUUGAAGCCUCAAAUAUCCCUUGAAAUCCAUUUAAGAAAUGCAGUCCUCAGACAGAAAUUGAAAAGGUUUGUGUUUCAAGUGUAAAACAGCACAUCAGAUGCAACAAAGAGAUGUGUGGGAGUAUUUUCAGAGGAGUUUGACAUAUUCA